AAGUCCAGCGCCAAGAGGAAGAAGCGGGCUUUCACUCGAUCACCUCCGACAAAGUCUUCCAGUCCGUUCCCUUAUGAAGUAUCAACAACCACCUUUACUCAGGUUCUCCUCGCCUCAUUUCACCUGCUUUCUUUCGUCCCAUGUGAUGCUCGCCUAUGCCAUCAUGUCUCAUCGCCAUUCGGACGCUCUGCCGUGAUCACCGCCGCCUCCAACUUCGACACUCAGCACUUCGAUAUCUGCCGCUAUGGAAGCCCGACUACAGCUACUGCUACCGCCUCACUCACAACACAUCCGUCGCCGGUUCCCGCAAACAUGACAGCUUUCCCAAGCCAGCCUCCACGAAGGUCAUGGAAGAUGCCGAGUCUGCCUAUCUGGAUUACUUGCAGGCUGCUGGAAAUGAGACCCCCCUAUCAGACACUCGCAAAGACGACCCACGGCAGAAUGCUAGGACACCUCGCGGAACUGGCAAUAGAGCCGAAGUGGAUGUAGGGCGCGCGCGACGUUCUCUAGUCGCUCACCGAGACCAGAUCCCACAGCAGCGUGUGCAGGCACGACAUCCGCGAAACGUCUCGAUUCAGCGAAAACGAGAACAACAGGUCGGCAAGGGACCUGCUUAUCGACAUACCCUCCUCCUCUCGAAUCACGAUGUGCCUUCCCAUUCGAAGAAAGCCCAUCUUCGCGCGACUGCAACAGGGCUGAGACGUCUUUCAGCAGCAGCGAUACACCGGAAAAAAACUUUAGGCUCUCAGGGAACUUGGUUGGAUAAUGUGACGACUCUUUAUCGCUUCUUCCAGCCCAGGAAGCGCGCAUAUAAUGAGGAGGGAAAUGGAAAAGUAAAGGUGCCAUUGCCUGUACUUCCACCUUCAACAAUCGACGAUGUUGAGCAAAUCUAUGCUGCUCUCGAUGAAGGCGCCGAUAUAAGUCGCCUUUUCACGAAUUAUGCCAUAAGGUGUCGACCCGUGACCUUGUGGUUCCUGCACUACGAUCCAGCAACUGCCCUCGACGUUGUCCUGGCGAGCGGACGGGGUCUAUAUUUUUUGCAGGUGAGAAUGGCUCUCCAAUGCUUAGUUGCGCAAUACCAGCGUCGCGAUGAUCGAGCCACCAACCUGAAGCGACUCGUCGAAGCGCUUCCUACAUGUGAACGAACACAUCCUUCCUUCAAGGGUCUAACAUGUUUCAACGGGACCUUCUAUAAUUUCAUACUGGAUUAUUUGAAUGAUGAGGCGAUCUCUCGCCUAUAUGAAAACCUGAAGAGGAACGGACGAACCAGGAAGAGUUCAUCGACUUGGCUACAUUUUACCAGCUCAUUUCUGGAUCGCCACAUGGUCGAAAACGCUCUUGGUGCAUUGUUGCACGCGAAGAACGCUCACACAGACAUCGACAGCGCGUUCUUUUCCAGACUCUGCAGCCGCCUACUUCGCACAGCCAACAGAAUGCCCGGAGGGCUCCGGACAUGUAUUCGUAUCAUCGACAAGCUAGUCGGAAUUGGUGUGACACUCAACAAUCAUUUGACCAAUAUCAUCAUGCUGAACGCGGUUGAGGCUGGUGACCUGAAGACAGCUAUGGAGAUUUACCAUUCUAUCCGAGACCACGGUCUGCGGCCUGACGAUUACACGUUUGCUAUAUUGCUCAAAGCCUGCAAAAGUUCCAUUGACGACGCCGAAUUGUUGAACGAGACGAUUCGUGAAGCUCUUGGCGGAAUCGACGUCCUCAAAGCACCAGUCGUGGCGACCGAGAUAUUGCACUGCCUCGCCCUUCACCACACCAAGCACCACCCAGGAAAUACCUUUGAGAUUGUAGCCGAUGCGUAUGCGCAGCUCUUCACUCUGGAAGCACCUCGCCUUGUUGGGCUCUUACCAUCGAAGCUAUCCCACCUCGAGAAUCAGGACGGUCUGCAUCGGCUACAUCCACGCAGUCGGGACAUUUACAUUCUCCUUGCUACAUUUGUGGAGCAAUCUUUCAAGAAAACUGGCACAGUCGACCAAGCAUACGAGAUCUGGCAGCGUUUCAAAAAUGCUAUCGAAGCUGGCCGGGAACCUUUUGCCUCAAUGGCGAAGUCAGAUCACGUCUUCAACGCUUUCCUAUGCACCUUUGUGGAAACGAAAAGGGGCCUCUUGCAUGCCGCAGAAGUUGUUAAAUACAUGCAAGCACCAGACGAGGCCGAUGCGAAACCUCGCCGAACACGACCGACUGUUCAGACGUGGUCCAUCUUCGUACAUGGUUUCACACGCCACGGACAAAUGCAUUUGGCAGAGCAGUUAUUGACGUAUAUGCGAGGCAAGGGCAUUCAGCCUAAUGACGUGACGUGGAACACUUUGCUCGGUGGAUAUGCCAACGAACAGGAUCUCGAAGGCGUGAUAGAUACUAUCAGGAGGCUUGAGACCGCUGGGCAUGUAUGGGACGAGUGGACGUUGGGCAAUCUUCGCAGGUAUCGAAAAUCGGGAGAGGUUGAAGCCGAGCUGAGACGAUUCGAAGCCGAACGAACAUGAUACCUCCUAUGGCGCGAUAAUUACUGUACAUUUAGAGUAGCUGUAUAUAAUAUGGAAGCA
Messenger RNA from Sphaerulina musiva SO2202, 2549 nucleotides. RefSeq lists its product as uncharacterized. Gene Ontology annotation, molecular function: protein binding. Lineage: Eukaryota; Fungi; Ascomycota; Dothideomycetes; Mycosphaerellales; Mycosphaerellaceae. The coding region runs from base 156 to 2489 and encodes 777 amino acids. The record is from RefSeq and is a predicted model, not a curated record. The transcript has a single exon.